Panicum hallii is the source of this 1002-nucleotide messenger RNA. RefSeq names its product homeobox-leucine zipper protein ROC6-like. Gene Ontology annotation, molecular function: DNA binding; lipid binding. Lineage: Eukaryota; Viridiplantae; Streptophyta; Magnoliopsida; Poales; Poaceae. The record is from RefSeq and is a predicted model, not a curated record. Bases 1 to 1002 code for a protein of 333 amino acids. The transcript is spliced from 5 exons.
AUGGAGAAUGACGGGCAGCUGAACAACAACAAUGUACAAGGUCUUAGCCUCAUCACGGGAAACCAUGCAGCCUGGAACCAGCCGGUGGAAUAUGACUUGGAUGCUCUCCUAGGAGCUGAGGACCAUCAUGUGGACACUAAUCAGAGAAGUGAUGAUGAGGAUCGCUGCCCUGGGAGUGGGACACCACCAUCCAAGCGCGCUAAACGCUUCUCUGUGCAGCAGGUUCAAGAACUCGAAGCUAUGUUCCAAGUGUGUACCCACCCAGAUCCUAGGGUGCGCCAGGAACUUGGCAGAAAAGUUGGUUUAGGGGAAUGGCAGGUCAGAUUCUGGUUCCAGAACAGGCGCUCCUCAACGAAGUUGAAGGCAUGUGGGAACGAGAUCAGGGACAUGCAACAAGAAAAUACCAAGCUGCGUGCUGACAAUAUUGAACUCAAGCAACUAGUUCAGAACCCAACAUGCUUCAGAUGCCGCGACCCUGCAGGGGCAAACCAGCUAGUGUCGGAGAAUUGGCGCCUGCUCAAUGAAAAUGCAAGGCUCAAGGAUGAGUUGCUGCGUGCCAAAGCUUACCAGGACAGCGUCAUCCGCGAGGCAGAGCGACCUCAGUCUAUGUCAUCCGAGCAUCAGGCAUCAGCUUACACGCACCCUGUGCCAUUCACCUAUAAUUGCAGAACCAACAAGGCAGCACUUGUCUCGCACGCUGAACGCGCCUUGAAAGAGUUUGUCAUGUUAGCAACGAAGGGUCAACCGAUGUGGAUUCCGACCAUCGACGGCGAGGUGCUCGGUGACCAGGAGUACGAUUUGCAUACGUUCCCAGGGUUACUUGGACUCUGCCCGCGGGGGUUUAUCGUGGAGGCCACAAGGGAGACUGACAUGAUCAGAGGAGAUGCCAUGGACCUCGUUAGCAUCCUUACCAAUGCGGCACAGUGGUCUGAGAUGUUCCCUGACAUCGUUGCAUAUGUGAGGUCCACCGAUGUCAUCUCCAGCAGCAGUGGUGGGACUUAA